Sparassis crispa is the source of this 1434-nucleotide messenger RNA. Its product is annotated as Protein transport protein SEC61 subunit alpha. Lineage: Eukaryota; Fungi; Basidiomycota; Agaricomycetes; Polyporales; Sparassidaceae. Gene Ontology annotation, biological process: post-translational protein targeting to membrane, translocation; SRP-dependent cotranslational protein targeting to membrane, translocation. Gene Ontology annotation, cellular component: Sec61 translocon complex; membrane. The transcript has 8 exons. Gene Ontology annotation, molecular function: signal sequence receptor activity; transmembrane protein transporter activity; ribosome binding. The record is from RefSeq and is a predicted model, not a curated record. The coding region runs from base 1 to 1434 and encodes 477 amino acids.
AUGAGCGGAUUCCGGUUCCUCAAUCUCGUCCGACCAUUCCUUCCUAUCCUUCCAGAGGUCUCGUCACCAGACCGGAAGGUUCCAUUCAACCAAAAAGUGCUAUGGACAGCCGUCACCCUCCUCAUUUUCUUGGUCUGCUCGCAGGUCCCCCUCUAUGGCAUCAUGUCAUCAGACUCAUCCGACCCGCUCUACUGGAUGCGCGUCAUCCUUGCCUCGAAUCGUGGAACACUCAUGGAGCUCGGAAUUACACCCAUAGUGACUAGCGGGAUGAUCAUGCAGCUACUGGCUGGCGCGAACCUCAUCGAAGUCGACUUUUCGCUGAAGGAGGACCGAGCGUUGUUCAGUGGCGCACAGAAGCUAUUCGCACUCAUCAUUUCGCUCGGUCAAGCGACCGUGUAUGUCCUUACUGGUCUCUACGGUCAACCCCGCGAUAUUGGUGCUGGAGUCUGUUUACUGCUCAUCAUCCAACUCAUCUCCGCGUCGCUUAUCGUUAUUCUCCUGGACGAGCUCCUGCAAAAAGGCUAUGGUCUCGGCUCAGGCAUCUCGCUGUUCAUCGCGACGAACAUCUGCGAGUCGAUCGUCUGGAAGGCUUUCUCGCCAACGACCGUCAACACAGGCCGUGGCCCCGAAUUCGAAGGCGCCAUCGUCUCGCUCUUCCACCUCCUAUUUACUUGGAACGACAAGGGCCGUGCUCUCCGCGAGGCGUUCUGGCGCGAGCGUCUCCCGAAUGUCAUGAAUCUCAUUGCGACCGUCGUCGUCUUCGCCGUCGUUAUUUAUUUGCAGGGUUUCCGCAUCGAGAUUCCCGUCAAAUCGAACAAGUUCCGCGGCCAGCGCGGCUCGUACUCCGUCAAGCUAUUCUACACAUCCAACAUGCCGAUCAUGUUGGAGUCUGCACUCACGUCGAACGUUUUCAUCAUCUCGCAGAUGCUCUUUUCGCGCUUCCCCGAUAGCUUGUUGGUCAAACUCCUUGGGGUUUGGGAGCCGUUCGAAGAUUCUCCUCACCUCGCCGCCGUGUCCGGUAUCGCGUACUACAUGUCCCCUCCGCAUACCGUCAAAGACGCUGUCUUGGACCCGAUCCACACCGCUAUAUACAUCACCUUCAUGCUCAGCGCAUGCGCCAUGUUCUCCAAGACGUGGAUCGAAGUCUCCGGCAGCGGCCCGCGCGACAUCGCGAAGCAGCUCAAGGACCAACAAAUGGUCAUGGCUGGUCAUCGCGAAGGAUCGAUGUACAAGGAGCUCAAGCGCGUUAUUCCUACGGCGGCGGCACUCGGCGGCGCCAUCCUCGGUUUGCUAUCCGUCGCUGCGGACCUGAUGGGCGCGAUUGGAAGCGGAACGGGUAUCCUCAUGGCUGUCACUAUCAUCUAUAGUUACUGGGAGAUUGGUAUGCGGGAAUCGGGCGCGCCUGAACUGGCUGCAUUGGGAGAUCUCCUGUAA